This is a messenger RNA of Neoarius graeffei (lesser salmon catfish), 1481 nucleotides long. RefSeq names its product tripartite motif containing 63b (gene trim63b). Bases 193 to 1230 code for a protein of 345 amino acids. The record is from RefSeq and is a predicted model, not a curated record. Gene Ontology annotation, molecular function: zinc ion binding. The transcript has a single exon. Lineage: Eukaryota; Metazoa; Chordata; Actinopteri; Siluriformes; Ariidae.
AACAGACUUGAAAACAAGCUGUGCGCUCUGAUUGGGUGGCGAGUGUGUGUGUCACCGGCAACACAAGGAUGGUAUAAAACCUUCGGCCAACUGUGCUUCCGCAGAACUGAGAACUGAUAAGACAUGCUUGUACUGUGUUGCCAUAAUUACAGCAGACGUUGCAGCCAGCAUUAGACACCAGUGAUAGCUAAAAUGGAAAUCCAGAGGACUGGCUCCCUGAUGGGGUCAUCUAGCUCCAUGGAGAGUCUGGAAAAACAACUUAGUUGUCCAAUUUGUCUUGACAUGUUCACCAAGCCUGUAGUGAUCCUUCCCUGCCAGCAUAACCUGUGCCGUGGAUGUGCUAGUGACCUUUACGAGUCUCGAAACCCUUACAGAUUUUCAGGCGGAGUGUUCAGGUGUCCAACAUGUCGUUUUGAGGUGGUUCUUGAUCGUCAUGGUGUACAUGGACUUCAAAGGAAUCUUCUAGUAGAGAACAUAAUUGACCUUUACAAACAGCAGCAAGAAGGUGGUGGAACCACAGCAGCACCUGUAAAACCUAAAGUCUCCACUGAACCGCUGUGUGAGGAGCACAAGGAUGAAAGGAUCAACAUCUACUGUGUGACCCACCAGAUUCCCACUUGCUCAAUGUGUAAAGUGUUUGGACAGCACAAGGACUGUGAAGUCUCCCCCCUUGCUAGCGUUUACCAAGCCCAAAAAGGAGAGAUGAGCAAUGCCAUUGAUGCUCUGGUUGCGGGAAAUGGGCGGCUGCAGGCCCUGCUCAACCAGAUGGAGGAAGUUUGCAAAGCUGUUCAGGACAAUGCGCAGCAUGCGAAGCAAAGGCUAGGGGAGAGAUUUGAUGCUCUAUAUGUAGCUCUAGAGGAACGAAAGAACGUCCUCUUGGAUCGUAUUAGCAAAGAGCAGGAUGAGAAGGUGACAGCCUUACGAAAGCUAGCUAGACGUUAUGGAGACCUCCUCCAAGCAGGCACGGAACUCACCGAUACAGCAGUUCAGGCCCUUGAAAAAAGCAGCACUGCAGAGUUCCUGCAGUCCUCCAAGGCUCUCAUUGCGCAGACAAAGGAUGCAGCCAAGAGUUCCCUGGCUGAGGAAAGACCCGGGCCUGGUUUUGAGAGGAUGGACCAUUUUACGCUUUUCACAGACCAUAUUGAGACAUUGCUGUCCAAGAUGGACUUUGGAGCAGACGACAAUGAUGAUUAUGGAGAUGCAGAAGAAGAGGAGGAGGAGGAGGAGUGAGCUGGACAUAUGGUAGUUGGAGAGUUAGUGUCGGUGAAGGAGAAGCAAAGGACAGUGUCAUGUUUCUAAAUGUUUUUAACAAACUUUUUAAAUGGUGCUGCUAAGCCAUUUGAACACUAAAAUCUACAACACCUGAGAGAAAAACGAUUUAGUGCCAUUUUAUACUUUUAUAAUGAUGGUUUAUAUGUUUUGUUUCUAUGUGAAUCACAUGCUGAGAGUAUACUCUGUAUUCAGAAAUGAAUGAAAAACAU